Molecule: messenger RNA, 1481 nt
Organism: Prunus mume (Japanese apricot)
Lineage: Eukaryota; Viridiplantae; Streptophyta; Magnoliopsida; Rosales; Rosaceae
Product: (R)-mandelonitrile beta-glucosyltransferase-like
Molecular function (GO): quercetin 3-O-glucosyltransferase activity; quercetin 7-O-glucosyltransferase activity
Source: RefSeq, a predicted model, not a curated record
AUGGCUUUUUUCAAUGCCUUGACCUCAGAGAAGCCACAUGCAGUAUGCAUGCCAUUCCCAGCUCAAGGCCACAUAAACCCAAUGCUGAAACUAGCCAAACUCCUCCACUUCAAAGGCUUCCAUAUAACCUUUGUCAACACUGAGUUUAUCCACAAACGCCUACUUAAAUCCCAAGGCCCCAACUCUCUCAAUGGCCUCCCUACUUUUCGUUUCGAAAUGAUCCCCGAUGGCCUGCCUCCAGCUGAUGCUAAUGUUGCUGCCCAACAUAUGCCGUCCCUCUGCCAAUCCAUUAGGAAACACUGCUUACAGCCCUUCAGAGGCCUUCUUUCGAAGCUCAACUGUUCGCCGAAUUCACCUCCGGUUACUUGUGUAGUUUCUGAUGGCAUCAUGAACUUCAGUCUCGAUGCAGCCCAAGAACUCGGAAUUCCGGGUGUUAUUUUCUGGACAACCAGUGCUUGUGCCUUCAUGGGCUACAUUCAGUAUGGACCUCUCAUUCAAAAGGGUUUAGUUCCUCUUAAAGAUGCCAGUUACUUGACAAAUGGGUAUUUAGAUACUGUGAUAGAUUGGAUACCUGGAAUGAAAAGUAUCCGAUUGAAGGACAUCCCAAGCUUCAUUAGAACAACAGACCCAAAUGACCUGAUUAUGGAUUUAAUUAUGGUUGAUACAGAACGAUCUAAAAGAGCUUCUGCCAUUAUUUUGAACACGUUUGAUGCCUUAGAGCAUGAAGUUUUAGAUGCACUUACGACUUUGCUACCACCUAUUUACUGCAUUGGACCCCUCUAUCUACAACUUGAUCAUAUCCCAGCAGAUAACGAAUUGAAGUCCAUUGGAUCAAACCUGUGGACAGAGGAAACAGAGUGUCUUCAAUGGCUUGACUCUAAAGAACCCAAUUCUGUUGUUUAUGUCAAUUUUGGAAGCAGCACAGUCAUGACAUCUGAGCAGCUAACUGAGUUUGCUUGGGGGCUUGCAAAUAGCAAGAAGGCCUUUUUUUGGGUCAUUAGGCCUGAUCUUGUUGGUGAGGGGAAAUCAGUUGUGGUUGCACCAGAGUUUGUGGAAGAGACCAAGGAAAGAGGUCUAUUGGCAAGUUGGUGCCCUCAAGAACAAGUCUUGAGCCACCCGGCUAUCGGAGGGUUCUUGACACACAAUGGAUGGAACUCUACUAUUGAAAGUGUGGGAGGUGGGGUGCCCAUGAUCUGCUGGCCUUUCAAUGCUGACCAACAAACCAAUUGCAGGUUUUGUUGCAGUGAAUGGGGCAUAGGGUUGGAGAUAGAGGGUGAUGUUAAAAGAUAUUACAUAGAGGGCCUUGUGAGAGAGUUGAUGGAAGGAGAGGAGGGCAAAAAAUUGAGGAAGAAAGCCUCGGAAUGGAAGAAGUUGGCAAAGGAGGCUACUACUGGUUCUAAUGGAUCAUCCUUUUUGGAUUUGGAUCAAAUGGUUAACAAGGUGCUUCUAUCUCCCAGAAAUUAGAAUGGAGCAAUUGUGUU